CGGAGGAGUCAGACCUCUUGUUCUUAGCGGAGGGAGUCUGCAACAGUCACUUCUUUCUGCUAGUCAACAGACUCUUGUUUGUUGUCCUUACAAGCUGUCAAUUCAUAUGACUCCAGUGCAACAGAAUUCGAUGGAUUAUAAUCAGUUCCUAUGAUUUCCAAGUUAACAUGGUAGAUGAUUUCCAAGUUAGAUAGAAAAGAGUGGUAAGGCCAACACAAAUCGCCAACCUGAAGAAUUAAACAUAUUGUGGUACUAUCAUGACUACGGCUGCAGUUAGUUUAUCAGACUCUCCACAUGGUAUGAUUACACAGCAGAUACAGAUGGUUUCACAACAUCGGUGUGUGUAACAACUUAAAUACUUAUUGUUAAGAAACACUUCUCUUUGUGCUAUUGUUUAGAGAAACCUAGGCUCUGUUCAGGUAAAUACUAUCCCUCCUCCAAAAACCUAAUGUUCCUUUGGUGUGGACCACCUCCAGGGCUUAGCCUGGACUCCAGGUGUUAGGUUUUUACAGCUAAGCUUAAUGUUUAUAAACAAGUGUCAUACUGAGUAUAACAACUUGGGAUGUUGGUUGAUACUUUGACAUAUAAGUACAAUCCUUUUUGCCAGUAUUCUUGUGUAGGUUGAUAGUCCAGUAUUUCUCCCUCUUUGGUACGUUACUCAUUGUAGAGGCAUGUUGAAGACAUCAUACCUCUCUGAUUACUUUAGCAAUGUAACUUUAGAACUAGCACUGCCACCUGUUGCUUCUGGAAAUAGGGGAUAAUGAACGGCACUCACGGAUGGUGCUCUACUGCAGUAUAGGAGUGCCCCUCCUAGCUCCAAGUACUUCUCUGUGCAAUGUAGUCCCAGAGUGCAGUACAGGAUCAGCCCACCCCCACUGGAGAGUGGGACCCUCCCCACCUCUCUCAAUGGUAAUACAAUGCUUCUAUUUACCAUGGACACUGCCAGCGAAGUGGGAAAUGAUAGCAAGCUAUCGGUCAUGUAUUAUGGAGAGAAGACGGAGGUGUUAGGGAAAGCUGUCGUUCACCUCACCGCUGUUGAGAUUUCUCUGGAUGUAGAUGCUGAUCGAGAUGGCCAGGUGGAGAGGAACAACCCCAACAAGGGAUCCUGGAUGUGGGGGCCUAAUGGCCAUGGUGCCAUCCUACUGGUCAACUGUGACUCAGAACACACCUAUGGGAAGAGGCGGGACAGUGAGCGUGCUGAGGUCAGCAGGGUCUCAGAUCUGAAAGACAUGUCCCCAAUGGUGCUGCGGACCAGUGGCCCUGCCAAGCUCCCAGAGGGCUACAAGCUGACCAUGCACAUCUCCCAGGGGGAUGCAGAGAGUGUCAGGGUCUUCAGAACCAGGUCCACAGCAGGCAUGCACCAAACACUGAAAAACCUGUUCUACAAGAGCUUUGUGAAGGACUACCCACUGGUGCUGGGCAGUGAGGAUUUGUCCAAGGAGGUCCCGUACCUCGGGGGAAACGCUGAGAUGAAUUUCUACGUUGAGGGCCUGAGAUUCCCUGACAAAGACUUUGAGGGCCUCAUCAGCAUCAGCCUCAGCCUGCUGGAGCCCAGCUCUCAGGGCUUCCCUGAGACGCCCAUCUUUACAGACAGGGUGGUGUUCCGUGUGGCUCCCUGGAUCAUGACACCCAACACACUCAACCCUCUGGAGGUCUUCGUCUGCAGCACAUCUGAUAACUACCAGUUCCUAAAGGGAAUGAGGAGGCUAGUGGAGAACAGUGGGUACAAGCUGAAGGUUUGUCAUGAGUACAUGAACAGAGGAGACCGCUGGAUGCAGGAUGAGAUAGAGUUUGGCUACAUUGACUCUCCUCACCAACGUUUCCCUGUUGUGCUGGACUCCCCCCGAGACGGAGAACUACAGGAUUUCCCUUAUGAUGUGCUACUGGGCCCAGACUUUGGCUAUGUGACGAGGACAGCAUAUGAUGAGGAAGUGAGCAGCCUGGACUCGUUUGGUAACCUGGAAGUUAGCCCUCCAGUUAUUGUAAAUGGAAAAAUCUACCCUCUGGGCAGGAUCAUAAUUGGAGUGGCUUUCCCCACGGCAACCAAGGGCCGCAACAUGACCAAAGUAGUGCAAGACUUCCUUUGGGCACAGAAAGUGCAGGAGCCCAUUGCACUGUUCUCUGAUUGGCUUCUGGUUGGGCAUGUGGAUGAAUUCAUGACUUUUGUCCCAGCUCCUGACAAAAAGGGAUUCCGGCUGCUGCUCGCCAGCCCCGACGCAGGCUACAAACUAUUCAGAGGCUUACAGAACGACGGGCAUGGACAAGCCAAAAUGUUUGACGGUCUUGGAGCAGAAGAAGAGAUUACGGUAGAUGAGAUUUUGAGUGAUGACAAACUUGGGGCAGAAAACAACUAUGUCCAGAGCUGUAUAGACUGGAACAGGGAUGUCCUUAAGAGGGAGCUGGGUUUAGACGACGAUGAUAUCAUUGAUCUGCCCAUCCUUUUCCAUGUGAUGGAGGAGAACAGGGCAGUGGCCUAUUACCCAGACAUGGUGAACAUGAUUGUGUUGGGGAAGAACCUGGGCAUCCCUAAACCGUUUGGGCCCAAGGUGGACGGCCGCUGUGCCCUGGAGGCAGAGAUGACCUCCCUCAUGGAGGGCCUGGGACUCCGCUGCACAUACAUUGAUGACUUUGCCUCCUACCACAAACUGCUGGGAGAGGUUCACUGUGGCUCUAACGUUCGCAGGGAACCCUUCUCCUUCAAGUGGUGGAACCUGGAGAUGUGAGGGAUUUGGGGCAAGGAAUGGUUGUAGUUAGAAAGAGGGAAUAAGGCUUGACGUACACAGCAGCAACAUUCGCCAGCAGCAGUCAUCUUCAAACAACAACAGUCCUUGUACUGUAUUACCCCUUUGUCUUUAUUAAACAUGUAUUUGCCUUUUUUUACAAAAGGGUGAAAAACUAUAUUUAUAAACAAGACUUUCGGACUUUAACAAGGGUUUAAGGAGAUUAUCAACGAGAACAGAAAUGCAAUCAUCUGAAUUAAGCACAUUGUAGGCUGAAUCUGUUGUUUGGAUUGUCUGCGUGCUCAAUCCAAGUGUUGUAUUUACAGGUACUAAAACCAGUACAGAUUAACAGGACCACAGAGAAAUGUGCACGUGUAAUUUGGAGCCUUGAAGACUUGUGAGAGUUUUAAUACAUUUUAAUACAUUUAUUUUAAGCUUUGAGAUGAAAAUAUAUUUUGAGUGCCUGGAAUGCACACUAUGACUCCAAAGGCUCUCUUAACCUGAUGUAACUUCCAAUCACAUUUCAAUUAAUAGUAUUUUGUUGAAUCAUAAUCUUUAGAAUGGUGUUUGAUAAUAAUACAUGAUUAAAUAAAUGUCAGACUAACUGUAUUUUGAUGUAGUGUUCCUUACUUACACAGAGAUCAUUCAGAUUCAACAAAGAUUUCAAAAUAAUUGUAAAAUAAGGUUUAUGCACAACUGACAAAGUGCAACUAAAUUCCAUAUUGGUUCUUGUUCAUUUAAUUGAAAUAAAAAGUAAUGGAAACUAUG
This is a messenger RNA of Oncorhynchus tshawytscha (Chinook salmon), 3488 nucleotides long. Its product is annotated as protein-arginine deiminase type-2. Lineage: Eukaryota; Metazoa; Chordata; Actinopteri; Salmoniformes; Salmonidae. The record is from RefSeq and is a predicted model, not a curated record. Gene Ontology annotation, molecular function: protein-arginine deiminase activity; calcium ion binding. Gene Ontology annotation, cellular component: cytoplasm. The coding region runs from base 918 to 2723 and encodes 601 amino acids. The transcript has 16 exons.